CGCAGCGACAAAGCGCAAAUUCAGCAUUUUUUGUUCACGGAUCCCAUCUUAUUCCUCUCUCUCUUAUUCUAUUUUUUCUGAUUAUUUUUUCCCCUCUCGCAUCUGCGAUUAUUCAUCAGUGAUCGUCGUCGAUUGAGGCUUUUAGGGUGUUGGAGAUGGGGCAACAGUCGCUGAUCUACAGCUUUGUGGCUCGGGGAACGGUGAUUUUGGCUGAGUAUACGGAGUUCACGGGGAAUUUUACGAGCAUCGCCUCUCAAUGCCUUCAGAAACUCCCCGCUAGCAACAACAAGUUCACCUACAAUUGCGAUGGUCACACUUUCAAUUACCUCGUUGAGAACGGAUUUACCUACUGUGUGGUUGCAGUUGAAUCUGCCGGUAGGCAACUUCCAAUUGCAUUUCUGGAGCGGGUCAAGGAAGACUUCAACAAGAGAUACGGUGGAGGGAAAGCUGCAACAGCUGUUGCCAAUGGAUUGAACAAAGAGUUUGGAUCCAAAUUGAAGGAGCACAUGCAGUAUUGCGUGGAUCAUCCUGAAGAAAUUAGUAAGCUAGCAAAAGUGAAGGCUCAGGUUUCUGAAGUCAAGGGUGUUAUGAUGGAGAAUAUUGAAAAGGUCCUUGAUCGAGGUGAGAAGAUUGAGCUGCUGGUGGAUAAAACUGAGAACCUUCGCUCACAGGCACAAGAUUUUCGACAGCAGGGAACUAAAAUGAGAAGAAAGAUGUGGUUUCAGAACAUGAAGAUAAAGUUGAUUGUUUUGGGUAUAAUCAUCGCAUUGAUUCUCAUCAUAAUCUUAUCUGUUUGCCAUGGCUUCAACUGCUAAUGUACUUGUGGAUUUACCUGGAUUGCUUUGCUGCAUUUCUGACACUUUUGUCUUGGGAAGUUGGUAUUCCUUUGCGUCCGAUAGUCCACCUUGUAGAUGUCUCCUCUGGGGGGACUUUGAUAAUCUAGGAUUACAUUUUUCCCUUCAAGGAUUUGGGUUUUGUAUUUUGGAGUGAUUGUAUAGCUUAUAAUGCUUUGACUUGAGUAGAUUAAAUUACUCUAUGCUUCAUGAUAUGGAUUUUUUGUUAUGUAAUUGAAGUAUGAUGUCUGUAGGAUUGUCCGUCCAAAAUGAUUCUUCAUAAUUUUUGUCUUCCUGUCA
This is a messenger RNA of Tripterygium wilfordii, 1133 nucleotides long. Its product is annotated as putative vesicle-associated membrane protein 726. Gene Ontology annotation, cellular component: membrane. The transcript is spliced from 5 exons. Lineage: Eukaryota; Viridiplantae; Streptophyta; Magnoliopsida; Celastrales; Celastraceae. Gene Ontology annotation, biological process: vesicle-mediated transport. The record is from RefSeq and is a predicted model, not a curated record. The coding region runs from base 156 to 815 and encodes 219 amino acids.